This is a messenger RNA of Stylophora pistillata, 2174 nucleotides long. Its product is annotated as arylsulfatase J-like. The record is from RefSeq and is a predicted model, not a curated record. Lineage: Eukaryota; Metazoa; Cnidaria; Anthozoa; Scleractinia; Pocilloporidae. Gene Ontology annotation, molecular function: sulfuric ester hydrolase activity.
UAAGCUUGGGUUACUGAAUGUCGAAUACGAAACCAUAACAUCAGUGAUAAAUUCAAAAGAAACCCUUCGGAAAGAGACAUGUCGUCGACCCUGUUUCAGGUAUUUGUCUUCGCAAGAAAUUUCCAGUUUUUUCUGUUAUGGAUUCACCUGAAAGGAAACACAGCAAGGAGUUCUAGGCCUCACAUUGUAAUGAUUGUCGCAGAUGACUUGGGUUGGGAUGACGUGGGUUUCCAUGGUUCUUCCCAGAUCCCUACUCCUCACAUGGAUGAAUUAGCCAACACAGGCGUAAUUCUAAACAGUUAUUACGUCUCACCGAUCUGCACCCCUACCCGGGCCUCUUUCAUGACAGGAAAAUACCCAGUCAAUCUGGGUCUUCAGCACGGUACAAUAUUCGGCACUCAACCAUUUGGUCUUCCCCUGAAUGAAACAACAACACCACAGUACCUGAAGACAAUGGGAUACACCACACGUGGCGUAGGAAAGUGGCACUUGGGGUUCUUUGAGAAAGAGUACAUUCCAACGUCUCGAGGAUUUGAUUCAUUUUAUGGAUACUGGACUGGGAAGACAGAUUAUUGGACUCACAAGUCAUAUGAAGAUUACUGGGGACUUGACCUUAGGGACAACCUGAAGCCGGUAAAAAAUGAGUCUGGUCAUUAUAACACAGAGUUGUUUACUACACUUGCAGAGAAGCUAAUUAAUGAACACAAUGUGUCAAAACCACUUUUCCUGUACAUUGCACAUCAAGCAGUACAUUCUGGCAACAUAGAGGAACCACUACAGGCACCGCAGAGAUUGGUCGAUGCGACAACACAGCAACCCAAAAGUCAGUUACAAACACCCUCAUCAUAUGCUACAAACGUCCACACCUCUACAUCGAGUUCGGAGAGACCCAUCCUUCCCUUUUUUACUAUUUAAUGGCAAUCACCAGAUAAAAAUAUAUCAAGGCUAACCUUGAAAAACAGAUUUUGUUUGAAAUAUACAAGAGAGAGUCGUAUAAAAAUAAUUAAAUUAAAGAACGCGGGUCGUCAAAACGGACUUGGGUUCAUAGCAAAACAAAGUUGAAACCAAGGAUGUUUUGAAUGAUUCUGAAGUGGAUUUUUAAAGGAAAUCCAUUACACUGUUGACUGAUCACUGGGAAUUUCCAGCAUCAGUCCGAACGACAAGCAAUCUUCAUUUGAAUGGAUUGAUCAAACAAUAGUAAGGUGAAAAGAGUUGGGAAAUCACAACUUUAUAUAAUACGUGAAAGAGGGAGAGAGAGAGAACUUUUCUACCUGCGCAUUUGCUCAUGAAACCAUGAAGCUUACAUCGUCCUCCGUGUUUUUUAAAGAAAUUUCCAGAUUUUCAAUCUGACGAGAGAAGAACUUACGCUGCCAUGGUAGCUUCAUUAGAUGAGUCCGUCGGAAAGAUAUCCACUGCUUUGAAAACAAAGGGAAUGUUUGAAAACUCCGUUAUCGUUUUCACAACGGACAACGGAGGGGCACCUGCAGGAUUUGACAGGUUCGUAAACGUUAAAUGCAGCACGUUUCAUUUCUUUGAUGUCUUGUGAAACAGCUUGUCUUGAACUUGAACUAAAACUUGCUCGUCUUUCUGAAGGAGUCAGGGCUGCAAUUAUCCCUUCAAAGGAGGCAAGGAUACUUUAUGGGAGGGCGGAAUACGUGGAGUUGCCUUUGUUCACAGCACUCUGAUUUCAAACAAAGGUCGCGUAAGUUAUGACCUGAUCGACGCUUCUGAUUGGUUACCAACUUUAUAUUACCUCGCUGGCGGUGACGUCAAAAGGAUCCAGUAUAAAAUCGACGGGAUAAAUGUAUGGGACACUAUAGCACACGGCGUUCAAUCACCAAGAAAGGAGGUAGUCAAUAAAAAACUAAGCAAAAAAAAGUAGAAGCUUUGAUUAUUGCUAUCAUAAGAGCGAAAGAACCUUUUGCAAAGAAUACGGGGAACAAAAACACAUCUUCCUUUCAACAGAACUAAGAUUUGCUGUCGGUUGUUUAAGACAAUCAGAAACAGGAAGUAAACAUUUAAAAUAUUUACUGAUUUCCCCUGUACUUUGCACAAACUUCACGUGCACCUAAAUGAUUUAUAGCUCUAAAUUCACAGGUGCUCCAUAACAUUGAUCCCAUCCGUCAAUUCGCAGCUAUUCGUGUGAAUCAAUACAAGUUAGUUGUCAAUCAGGA